UGUGCGUUACGCUCGAGUUGCUGCGUUGUCCAUGUUACCAAAACGUCGACCUAUAUAUCGCGAAAUAAUACGCGACGUUUGAAAAUUAUAUAAAAAAAAAAAACAUUUACAAUGCCUACUAUUAUGCAAAAAUUAGUACCUUUAAAAAAACAAAACUAUAAAGACCGAAUCACCGGCUAAUAUAUCUCCAUCGACACAAACCAAAACACACCCACGCUCAUCAUCCGUACGCGCUUAAUAAGCGUUGAAUAAAGGCCGCCGAACAGAGACCGGCAACACCUCGGUUCCGGUGGGGGCGUCGAGAGCAGCGGUAUGAGAGGUCAAGUUUUCGCUCCAGUAAUCGGUGAUCGUUUGUCGGACAAGGUGGCCACAUCGGGAGCGGUUGUUCAUAUAAACUCGCCGAUUUAUUUAUCGUUGCGUGCGGUUAUUUAUGCUUAUUUUCUUUCUUUUACCGCACGACGAAAAAGUGAAAAAGUUUGCUUAUUCCGCGUGCGAAGAAAAUUCGUUCGGGAAGUUAAUUAAGACUUUAUCGUCGGGAUUAUAUAAUGAUUUUAAUUACGCUGUUGAUAGAGAGGUGAGAUAGACGGCGAAGCGCGAGGUGUUUUAAUUAGAUUAACGAUUUUUUGUUGUAUCGUCUUUUGUGGACGAGUUAUUUCUUUGGAUUGUAAACAAGAUUCGUAUUAGCUUAUAAUCGACGAAUGAAGCUCAUUAGUAUGAUACACAAACAAAUAACAAUGCGUGGCCGGGUAAUUACACCCAACGCUCUUUGAAUUUCUAGUUAUAUCCCUUUACUGAUUAAAAAACGUUUUUCAUCAUUCAAAAAGCCUCUGCGUCAAUUUCAAACAAAAACAAGCUCGCGUCGACCUGCCAUUUACCCUUCCAGCUCGUCUAAAAAUACAAAAUCCAGAGCGUAGCUUGAAUUUUUUCAAAAACAUCCCUGCUCACUUUUCGCAGAGAAAAAAUGCUAACGCAGCCCACCUUUUCGAGUGCACCUCGUUAAGCAAAUUCCGAGCCGUAUAAAAGCGUGUUCUAGGUGCACCUGCGUGAUGCGCUUAUUAUAGUGGUAUAUACAUACAGCGGAAGAGAGUUGGUUUGAAUGGUGGAGUUUAUAGCGCUCGUGACGUGAAAGUGGACACCCAUAGAAUCUUCCGAUGCGCCUUUUGCUCUCUAUGCGGAAGGAGUUUGUACGCGGCUGUGAAUUAUCGCGUGCUUUUGAACAGGUUACCUACGGUGCGCAGAGGAGAUUAUUUAUCCGCGAUCAUAUUCUGUGCUUCGUUUUUUUUCCUCAGCUCGCUUGAAUAGAAAUUUCAGCAUCUCUCUUCAAAAGCCUUGUCCUACCUGAACCUUCAGGAAAAUUCAAGCCCGAUAUUUCACUAGACCAGUAGCCCGCGAUGUGUAUAAAUACCGCGAGGGAUUAUCGAGGCCGUCGCGCAUCUCUUUGAGGCUCACCUUGUGGCACACACGUUUAUAAGAAGGCGCCAACGACAAGAUGAUGCCGCGCAGAAAAGCGCUGACGUCAGGCGCUUGUGUGUGUGUGGUGUCGACGGAAGAAAGUGAAAAGCUCGCGCGCGCAUCAUCGCGCGCUUGUAACGCCUCCGUAAAGCUUUAGACGCGUAUUAUAUUUAGGCGGCGUGUCACACGGCUGCCUUUCGGAAUCAGUCGCUUUCGCGAUCGGGACGGAAUUAAACGUGCGCGAGUUGCUGACGAGAGCGCGGUUAUCUCCUGUGUGCUAUAACUAGAAAAUAAACUGGUGAAAUUUGUUCGAAUCGUUUUAAAUCCUUCGGUGUCUAAAACUGCCGAAUGUGUCACAGUGACGUGCAAAACCCAUUUCGAAAGUACGUUUUUCACCUACUCACUCCCUGAUCCGAAAAUUUCCCCUCGAUCCAUCACAAACUCUUAUCCUAAAAGUCGGUAGCUCUCUGAAAACUGCACUCAACUCGCUUAUACAACUUACAAGUCCUCUUUAAACUUUUACAACUUUUAUCUCCCCGCUGCAGCAGCUUCGGCUCUCGCGUUUCUCGCGGUGCAGUGUAUAGCCUAUCGAGAGCUAUAGCUGUGUAUACAUGUGUCUAUAUAUGUGCGCCGCGAAAAGCCGUAACCGCGCCGACAGGAUUCGGUUACCAAGUACUCGCGAGUCGGCAUACGAGUCGGGCUUCGGCGUCUCGGUUUCGCGCUGCUUGAAGCAGCCCCGAGAAAUCAAGCACCGCGAAAACCACUGCUCUCUCUUGGUGUAUGUGGAGCGAUAAACCGCAGACGCCGCCGCCGACGUUUUUUAUUUUCGCGCACGCUGGCGCCGUGUGUGGUUUUUCGGUAUUUUUCAACUAUCCGAUCGAGUAAUUGCAUGAGUGGUUGUGGAGGAAUUUCGAAGAUUUUCGUGUCGAGGAAUUUUCGGAUAUGGGUUGCGAAUUGAUUUAUUUUAUGGUCGGAGCGUUUAAUUGGCGGAGAUUGGAAUCUGGCGAUCGGAUUGGGAUAGGAGAGCAGGUAUGCUUGACUUUUUAGUUGAGAUUUAGUCAACCGGGCCCAUUCGUUUCAUAACUACACUUUGAACUAUCCUAAGCAAUACAGCACCUCUCGAUCCGAUAACCCGUCAGCGCUCAAUUAAAUCGAAAUAAACCCAACCUGUACCAACAUCCUUAACGCGCAAUUCAUCUCUCCCAACUCCUUCCUCUCUUGCACUCACCUUUCCAAAACAAAAUAAAACCUCCAUCGAUAAAAAAAUUCCUUGCAGACUAGCGCAAUACGGCACGCGAAUCUGUCGCUUCGCGCCUGUAAAUCACCUCGUACUUAUCUGAUGUACACACAAGCAGCCGCGAGAAUCGCGAAUGAAGAAAUGCAUGUGUAUCGCGCGUAUACGUCUAAUAAAACCGCAUUCGUAUAUUCGCUGCGCAGCAGACUUUUCGCGCAGUAAACAUUGCAGGCGCGCAAGAGCAUCGAAAAAAUACGCGGGACGAGAGGAGUCGCAAUUUGUGUACCAAGAACGCGCUUUUAUCGCACGCGCGCGCGCGAGAAGAGUUCCGCGAAUGGAGGUCACCCAAAGAGAGAGCUAAAUCUAUUGUAAAAAUGUCGCGCUGGAAUUCUUGCGAGGAGUUUGUGUGUUUGUUGAUUUCUUGGCUGCAGGUGAUUAAUGAACGGUGACCUGUAUUCUUAUAUUAUUCUUAGUAGAAGCUACGUGAUUUAAUCUACAGGAAAUCGUUGAUAGAAAGAAGCUAACUUUGUGAACAAUGUCACGGGAAUAAGUAAAAACAAUCGCAACGAGCGUUAAUGAACGGUUAACAAUUUGAAUUAAAAAAAAUGAGUGACUUGAUACAGGGCCGCCGAGCCCACCAAAAUAUUGCCCUCCAGAAGGGCUAAUACACUCGAUCGGUCUCAGUGCGCAUCGACAACUUGAAACCAGAAAGUUAAAAAAUAAAAGAGAUGCCGCAGUACGACGAGUCGUUUCUGGACUCGCCGAUCUUCCGGCGUCGAGCACGAAGCUACUGCGUGCAAAAGCAGUCGGUGCGCAAGUCCAGGUCAUCGUUUCAACUAACAGCUUCGCCGCUGCUGCUAGCGGUCACCAGUCCGACUAGGAGAAUCAAGGCCUCGGCUUCCAUAUGCAAUCUCCAAGGGAUUGGCACUGAGGUCGAGGAGCGACCGGCGGGCAAAGCGCGCGGCGGCAAGCUAGCGCGUCGCGCGCGCUCCUUCAAGGAGGACUUCCUGGAGAAGCUCUCGCAGAUGCGCUCUCCGGGCGGAACAGCUGGGGGUGGUGGCGGCGGGGGUGGCAGCGCCGCCGGGACCCGAGCGGCCUCACCCUCCUCGCCGAGAGGUGCUCCCAGCGUCACCAUCGACGGCCAACAGCAGCAGACCAACGACAAGAAUCCGCUGCGAGAUCUCCACGUCCACGUGAGGCAGGUCCAACUGGCACUCCUGCACUUCCGGGACGUCGUGUCGAAGAACAAACUCGAGAUGCUGCCUGGCAAUGGGACCGUCGUCCUCGAUACCGUCACCACGAUACACACGCUGCUCAAGUCGUAUCUUCUCUAUGAGAAUAGCUCGACCCUCGGCUCGGCGACGAACCAAGUGUACCAGGCUUUGGCUCAGCUGUUGAAGCUCUGUGACGACGUCCUUUUGCACGGCGAUCAGUCCUCGGCCCUCGACACGGCCAACGUCACCCACGUGAUAGGCCUCGUCGAGGAUGCCGUGAAGAACCUCGUCGAGCUUGCUCAGGAGAAGAUCUCGAACAAGCAGAAACCCGCCCUGCAAACUUCCAGCAAUAGAACGUCGGGCUACAGUUCGGAGCUGACGCCGCAGCGCAAUUCCCUGCCCGACAUCCCACUGACGCCUAGGGAACGCCAGAUCCUCGAGCAGACGGCAGCUUCGAGUGCGCUAGUUAGAAGUUCCCACAGCUCCGAGUCCAUCCUCAGGGAUUCAAGUCCACCGCCCAAGCCGCCGCUUCCCGACAGGACGCUUUGUCGAUCGGAGGACAACAACAGCUCGGCGGGCAUGACACCGCCACCUCUGCCCCCCAAACGUCGGAUCAGGACACAACAGCUACAUCUGGAGGACCGAGACGCGACGGACGCGAGUAUUCUGGUCUCGAGUCUCGACAGAGUGUCGCUGCGGAGUAGAUCACCCGAAGACUCGUCAUCGUUACUCAGCGCAUCGGCCGGUAGUCUCGAUUCGGCUCUCAAUCACUCGCGAGACGAGGACGAGAUCAGGGCGAUUAUGGGGCCGAACGACGAGUCGUUCAGCGACAGCAUGGACCUCAGCCUCAUGGCUACCAUUCAGGGUAUGCAAGUAAACGGAAGCUCGCAUUGUGGCUGCUGGGAUGGAUCGGAGACGAGCCUACCUAGUACGAUGCUGCUGGGUCAGCAAACCUCUCAGGAAAUGCUCGGUCAGUUUACUGGCAUCGAGGCGAAGAUGGAACGUCUCUCGACGCAGACGCAGGAGUCGGGCUUCGUGUCGAUGCACUCGCAACGAUCGUCCUCCCAGAGCUAUACAUCGACGGCCGCAGCAACGACGAACCUCGUGUCCAAACGAUCCUCCCAGCAGAGCAGCCUCAGUUACAACUCCCAGAGCGUCCAGUCGUUCACCCAACAUCAGCGACUAUCCGCUGGCGAGACCACGACGACCAGCAACGGAUCAGUCGUCAGUCACAAGACCACCAGCAUGACCAGCUCGAGAAGCGUUCACAGUGCGAGCAAUAUCGGAGCUGAUCCGUCCUUCAUGGAGAAAUUGGUAUAUGAAAUCGAAGCGCUAGCCAAUUCUGAUGCGAAUGGAAUACCUCCGGCACUGCCGGAAAAGCGCUCGAAGCGCCGAAAAGAGCGUCUACCCUCGCAGUACGAUAACGUGCCGGAAAACGAACACCUAUCGACUUGCAGCCUUCACACCGCGAGCAACGGCAACAGUCCCAUCGACAACAGCAGGCCACCGCCUCUGCCGAUGAAGAAGCGACACAUGUUCCAAUCUGUGGCAUAUUCCGUAAUGGCGUACAUGGAGAUGUUCGGUAACUGCUCGCACAGCAACAACGACUUCAUCCCGGGGAUCGGAACGAGACACUCGGUCGCAGCUUACAAUUCUAUGCAAGCCGAGUGGCAACAGCACGAGAUGGCCCUCACGACGACACAGUCCUGCUCCUUCAUGACGCAUACGAUGACAAGUUUGCAUGACAAUUCCAGUCACACGUUCUCGAUGGCACCGACGAUAAGGGAGAUCGCGAACGACUCUAGUCUACCCCCGGCGCUGCCGCCGAAGAGAUCACGUUCGGUAAAACCGAAUGCGACACCACCGCCGAUCUCUCCGAAACCGGCGACGACGACCGCCACGAGUAUGCAGAACAUGCACAUCGGCAGUGGAAACCACGAAUCCAUCAUCGCGACUUCAACACCGGUCAAGGCUCCUCGAGAGAGCACAGAGUCCCUCAUCUCGGCUCACACGCCUAUUGUCAUCGACAAGAAGGAGAUUGGACCUGCGAAUAGCGUUACUCUGAACAACAAUUUGAAUCUCCAGAGCUCGCCGAGACCAGCGAGCAAAGCGCCGUCGAGCAUAUCGAUCGAUGAUAAUUCCAUGGAAUUGAGGGAUGUCGACCAGGAUGAGAGCAUGUUGGAUGAGCUGGAGAUAAACAAGUACUUAGUUUUUAAGAAGCCUGAGGAGGACGGACCUGACAUACGCGGCGGACAUCCGGACGCGUUGUUGAUUCACGCUACGAAAGCAAAUAAACAUGAUGAGAAAGAAUCAGAUUUCCUGUAUCAGGAAGCAUUCUUGACAACGUACAGAACGUUCAUGUCGCCGCUGGAGUUAAUAAAAAAAUUACACAGGCGGCAUCAGCGCUUCUCAUGUUCGCCAGACGUGGUUAAGCAACGAGCUGCUAGGGAAGCGUUUUCUCUGCUGGUCAGAGUCGUUAGCGAUUUAACCAUUUCCGAUCUCGACGACAACCUCCUCCAAACUCUGAUGGAGUUCGUGCAGCAAUUAGUCUGCAGCGGUGACCUCACGAUGGCCAAAGCACUGCGCGUCAAGAUCCUCGAGAAGCACGCAUGUAAGCAACAACAGACGGUUCAGCCUAUCCUCUCAUCUCUGAGUGUAUCGACCAAACAGGCCUCGUUACUGGACUUCAAGAGCGAGCAGAUUGCCGAGCAGAUGACACUGCUGGACGCCGAGCUCUUCAUGAAGAUUGAGAUACCGGAGGUUCUAGUCUGGGCACAGGAGCAGAACGAGGAGCGAAGUCCGAACCUGACGAGGUUUACUGAGCAUUUCAACAAAAUGUCCUACUGGGCGAGAUCGAGGAUUCUGGAGCACAGAAUGGAAAACGAGGCGAAGGAUCGGGAGAAGUACGUCGUCAAGUUCAUCAAGAUCAUGAAGCAUCUGAGGAAGAUUAACAAUUUCAACAGCUAUCUGGCGCUGCUCUCGGCGUUGGAUAGUGCUCCGAUCAGAAGGCUAGAGUGGCAGAAACAUAUUACUGAAGGACUUAAAGAGUACUGCGCGUUGAUCGACAGCUCGAGUAGUUUUAGGGCGUAUCGGCAGGCGCUGGCCGAGACGCAACCGCCCUGUAUUCCAUACAUUGGUUUGGUUCUUCAAGAUUUGACAUUCGUGCACAUUGGUAACAGUGACUUGUUGCCCGACGGUAGCAUCAACUUCUCCAAGAGGUGGCAGCAAUUUAAUAUCGUAGAAAAUAUGAAGAGAUUUAAGAAGGGAACCUACAGUUUCAAGAAGAACGAGCGCAUAAUCACGUUCUUCAACAACUUCAGCGAUUUCUUGUGCGAAGAGGCCAUGUGGCAGAUCUCCGAGAGCAUAAAGCCGCGUGGUGGCAAGAAGCCCCAGCCCCAGAACUAGACGACGCUUAACCCUUUCACUGCUUGCACGUCUAAUCCGAGACUCUCGCACUAGUUGUACAUUGAUUCCUUCGAUUUUUAGAGAUGCUUUUGUCCGUCAUGCUUUUCUGUUAGAUUCGCAUUUGUGCGACCAGUGAAAGGGCUUGCAUGGAAUGCGAAUCUCGACUCGCUGUAUAAAGAGAGAUAAAACAAAAAUUAAUGGGAUUAAACAGCCUCCGUGAGGUGUUUAGCGAUUUGUAUACCUUGUACACAUACUUGAGUAGAAAAAAAAGCGUUUGUUAUAUAGCAAAGCAUUCUUUACAAUCAAAAAAAAAAAUCGAACUUCCUGUGUUGUGAUAAUAGAGGAGAAUGUUGAGAAUGACAAGGUGAUCGAAGCGCCGAAAAAAUGAUCAAUGUCAAUCUUAUAUAAUUAAAUAGGGAAAAUGAAAAAAAGUAGUGAGCGUUAGGCUGCGAGUGCGUAGCGCACAGUGCAUCUGUAAAAAUGAACCGUCUUUAUGAGAAACAAACAGAGAGGAACGUUUUGAGUGCUGUCAUUAAGUAGUGACGCAUGAUUGCUUUGUCAAAUUAUGAGAAAUACUGAGUGAUAUGCUUUAAUUAUGCUUAGCAUGACGCUAAUAAAACAAAAAUAAUUCACGAAACCUCAGAGGUAAUAGUUAAACAAAAUUACACGUAUAUGAAUUUGUGCGUAUUAUUUAUUUACAUAGUCUUUUCGUUCGUCUCCGUUUGCAUCAACGUAUAUGUAACGUGUACAGAAAAGUGAAAUUAGAGAAGGAAACUUUUUAUUUGAAAUGAUUUCGGUAUAUGGUAGAUAUGCCCGUUAACUAGCUUUAUGUAGAUAGAAUCGUUUUCAAUGGUCAACAGCGGAACUGUUGAUUAUACAAGGAAGAACACCAAUUACGUUGAUUAAAGUAGAGCCAUCGUAGUUUCGUGUCGACGCUUUGAUCUAUGCGUGACUCGGGGCACAUGGUAUGACUGAAAGCGAAAAAAAAUUAAAAAAUAAAAUAAAACAAAUAAAACUGUUGCAUAUACUAUUGUAUAUGAAUUAUAGAUGACGUUUUGUUGGAAAACUUGUUAAUAGUUGUCCAAGCUUUCAGCUUUAAGUCGAUUUGCUAUUUAGGGAUUUAGAAAAUAUACGUCUGAAUUAAAGUGUAAAUUUAUUAAGUACCAUUAGGCAAAUGAGAUUUGGAACUCUUUGUUUUCGAUGCAAAUGCAAAAUAGCUCUAUAACAGAUAUAUACACAUUUGGUGCUGUUUAUAUCUAAACAUAUUAGUCAUUUUAGAAUGAAAAAGGCUUUUUUAUUUUUACGUACUGCUUUUGCUAAGUAAAAGAGAGCGAGAGACGAGAAAAAAUAAAUAUGUCAAUCGAGUUCGAAGCGAUGGAAGUGAGAUUCAUCGUUCGUAUGUAAAUUAAAUUCGAUUUCCAAUUGUAUUUAUUAUACUAUGUGUAUUAUAUAAAUAGAUAACCUUCGAAACGUGCAUGUGUGAGCGAGUGCGAAUAUAACGACUGAGAAUACAGGAAUUCCCAAGCAAUUACGAUAAGUUUCAGAAUGCAUACAUCGAAGAAAUUUUUUCGUAGAGAUAACGAAAAGUCUGCAACGUACGGGAAAUAUACGUAUGAUACGGUUACAUUCGGUUUCACGUAAAAGUAAAUACUAAAGCAAGCAAGUACUGAAACGCUAAGAUGUUUUAUAAACAUGUCAAAUCAAAAAAAAUCUUCAAAAUAAUCAAUUAAUAAAAUAUCGCGCUAUGGAUUCUAUUGCACUGAUCAAUUAUCAAUCAGAAAACAAGGAUUACAUUCUAGAAUCGUUUCAGUAAUUGCCUGCGAAUUACGAGAAAUACAAGGCCUAAGGUGACCGAGCUGUAAAGCAAUCCGACCAUAUCUUAAAUUACAUUUUUUCAAAUACACCAAACACAUUACUAACGUAUUUUUGUAAGCCUAAAUUUUUGCCCUCCCGGAAUUUCGAAAGGCACUUUUACAGGCUCUACUUAAAUGUGCAAAAUAACAAGUGGCAUCAUUCAUAAGUAUUGAAAAGCUUUCAGCGUAAUGUCAAAUAUAAUCAAUUAUAAUCCUGUAUCGGGCACAGAAUAAGUACUGAGAUAUUUUCGUUAAAUCGAGGUUUGUAAAUUGUAAGAAGAAAGAAUGAGUCUCGAGUGAUUGAGAAAAAUAAACAGCGUAGAGCUAGUAAAUUUGAAUGAUGAAAUGGUUCGUUUAUUAGCAAACAUGAUGUGUUUAAAUUAUUUCGCGAAGAAGAAAGAGAAAAAUUGAGUUAUCAUAAUUAAGAUAUUUUGUAAAUAUAAUUAAUCGGUACAAUUUGUUUUUUGUGCUGCUAUAAUAGUAUUUAUUAUUGAUAACUGUAAAGUAUCUAUAUGUAUGUACUGUAUAUGUAAAUGUAUCACCAAUUCUAAACCACACCUUACACUGAAAAUACCAUAUUUUAUUUUGGUUGAAAACGUCGUUUACGCAAUGCCAUAUUACAUUUUUAUUCAUAAUAGUCAUGCGUUUACAAGAUUUAUAUUAUUUUUAUUUAACGUAAAACAUUAAAUCGGAAACAUUUAUUUAAGUUGUUUUGUCCACCAUAUUGUGUCUUUAUUUCCAUGAACUAUUUACACAUAGAACCCUUAAUCGUAUAGUUAUUUGUAUGAUCAAAGGGAGGAUCUAUUAGAAAAUUCUGUCUGUAGCAAAAUUAUUUUUAAUCCCUUACGUUAAUUGAUCGUUCCACCACAUGCAAGCGAUAUAACUGUAUCAGUGUCUUUUGCUAAAAUAAUCGGAAUAAUUCCUUAGAUGAGAAUCAAAGCAAUUUUGAAAAUUUUUUAAAAAAUACGUAAAAAUGUAGUUUGCCAAAAUCAUAGAACUGUAAAACAUUCAAUCUAACAAGUCUUCCAAACACGAGAAUCAUUGAUCAUUCUAACAUCGAAAAUUGACGAGCCACUGUUGUGAUUUCACGUUUAGUCGAUCGUGGACCACGUGCGCCUUACGAUCUUUUGUCAUAAAUAUUGGCUUUCAACUAAAGCAAUUCAAUUUACAAAAUCACAUUCUAUAAUGCAGGAGAUAACUAUAAUGAUUCGGUAACUAUUUCGCAAUUCUUUGAUUGCUUAUAAAGAAUAUUAUGACUGAAUUUUCUACAAACUUCGAUUAAAAAGAUAGAUUGUUUAUUUAAGGAUUCAAAUUAUUAUUUUGAUAAAAUUUUAAUAUUUCCAAAUCGAUUGAAUCUAAACAAACACCAAUUUUUUCAUCGUAGUAAACCUCAUAGAUUGAAAUCUCUAUGUGCACAGACAGAAUUUUUCCCUAAGACUUCUAGCUACUCUAAACAACUAUACCAUACACUUAUAAAGCGCAUAUCGGUGUACCGCAUUAUGAAUAUUUGAAAAGGUUUUAAAAAUACGAGUGAGAAUUAAACCAGUGAAUGCGCAACGAAAUAUAUAAAGCAAAACAACUAUUAAGACUCGAUUUUAUCGAUUAGAUAGGCAAUUGUAUAAGAAGAAAGUAUCAAGCGAAUGUGAUCCAGUCUCAUUAUCGCGCUGUUCCCCGCAAGGAAAAUAAGAAAAAAAUAAUAGAAGAAAAUCGUACCUAUAUAUGAUAUGAUAUAUAUUAUUAUGUGAAACCAUACGAAAAAUCAGUGUUUUUCUAUCUCCUGCUCGGUGUACGUAUGCUUUUCUGGGAAAAGUCAUUUACGAUUUACGAUAUAAGAAUAUACGAUAUAUUACAUUAUACCUAGAAUCCGAGUUUGCGUCGCUAUAAUAAGCGAUGCAAACGUUGAAACAAUGCUGCACUGGGUGUUCCAAAUAUAUUAUACAUAUAAAAUUAUAGAAACGAGGACUUUUGAGAGUAAACCAAAUCAACUAUCCUCGACACGAUAUAGCGUUUGCGUAAGAUUACAGUAGGUUCUAUCGAACACCAACAUGUGCUGCACCACUGCAUUCAAGGCAAUAGUAUACGUUCACGUCAAUGACGUUUUAAUUAUCAAGAUAUUUUUGUCCUUAACUUCUUUGUUUACGUACUUCGUCAAAGCACAUCCAUUGCACGAUCAUAAUUGUUUUAUAAAAUGACCUUUUUUUUAUCGUUCGAAUGAUUAUUUCUCGAAAUAAUGCACAUCCAUUGCGAAUUCGUCCAUAGUCAUAAACAAUGCCAGUAAGAAAAAUCUCACCAUUGAGCACGAUGUUGUGCGAAAUACACCAAAAAAUUGAUAUCAGCAAUUAAUAAAACUAACUACCUUACGAAGAAACUGUUUUAGCAAUCUUUUAUCGGAAAUAUGUGUGUGUAUACCAUUACGGUGUAGUGAAAAAAAAAGAAAUAAUAAAUCUCCAACGUUUGUAGCAAUCGAGUAAUAUAUCUACUACUAUAACCAGCUGUUACGCGAUAUUCAAGAGAAUGUUCCAUUAUCGUUUUUCAAUUGACUGAAUAUUAUAUUCUUUUGGAUUAUCCUUAUACAAUAUGCAAAUUACAGAAACGUUUACAUUCAUCGCAGCAUCAAAGCUUUCUGGGACUUAUAUAAUAUAAUAACGUUUCUGAUAUAUACGGGUAAUAACUAUAAUGUAUCACACGACUUUGAAAUUUUAUAAAUCAUGUAGCUGUAGCAAUAUUACUACACGCAGAAUAGCAUAAUAUUAUUAUAAACGUCGCGCAUUAUUGCCAUAAACUAAUUUACUUUCAGACAUACAUGUGUGAAUUUCUAUUUUACAUUCUCUUGACACGAGAUAAUAUCUACGUUGUAAUCGCAAAGCAGCAAUAAUAACAAAGCCAUCGAUGCGCUGUAGUUUGUAACACAGUAGAGAAAAAGUUACGCAGAAACUAAAUAAGCAAAGAAAUGUGAACAAAAAUAACGAUACAUAUCCACGAUGAAAAAUAAAUACACACACACAUACGUUGCUGAUUAUACGCAAAGGCGAUAUCCCCGCAAGGUACAAUAUUGAUACUUAUAAUACUACUCCCUAAUCUCCCGAUAUAUAUUCAACGCAAAAGUGUAUAAGAGGGACAGUGACGACGGGCACAACUACUAAUAAUUUUUCAAAACGAAACAAAGGAAUUAUGCAUUUUCUCAAUUGUACGUGUUUUUCUAUUAUGUAAAAGCGACGAGGCACCACUGCACCGUUUUAUGGGUCAACGUGAUGCUGAUCUGCUCUGAGGCUAAUUUUGCAUUGUAAAUAAUAAUGAAAAAAUAACGUUUUCUCUUGUUGCAAUACACCUUAAAUUCCAAAUAUAUCGUGUAUAAUCAUUGAUUAACGAUUCUCCUGGUUUCGUUCGCGGUUUGACUUUUGACGACAAAGAAAAAAAAAAUCAAAUGUGUGUAUCGAUCUUGUAGCCAUGGUAGAUCUAUUCUAAUGUAUCGUACGUGUAAUGCAAAAUUAGCGAGGAAAAAUCAGUGCUGAAAAACUGGUAAAAAAAAUGAAAAUAAAAUAGAGCACUCGAGCGAUUAAAGGUGAAUUCCGCAUUGAUUUGCGUAGUAUAAUUACAGUGAAGCGAUUAGUGUGAUAGCAUAAUCAUAUAAUAGCGUUAAGAAACAUUUUUAAUUAUCAAUUGAAGGUGAAUAAAAAGACGAUUGGUUACAUCAA
Nasonia vitripennis (jewel wasp) is the source of this 12853-nucleotide messenger RNA. It is a transcript of the gene C3G, whose product is annotated as guanine nucleotide-releasing factor 2. The record is from RefSeq and is a predicted model, not a curated record. Bases 3415 to 7305 code for a protein of 1296 amino acids. Lineage: Eukaryota; Metazoa; Arthropoda; Insecta; Hymenoptera; Pteromalidae. The transcript is spliced from 17 exons. Gene Ontology annotation, molecular function: guanyl-nucleotide exchange factor activity. Gene Ontology annotation, biological process: Ras protein signal transduction; positive regulation of GTPase activity. Gene Ontology annotation, cellular component: plasma membrane.